Anoplophora glabripennis (Asian longhorned beetle) is the source of this 667-nucleotide messenger RNA. Its product is annotated as ankyrin repeat, SAM and basic leucine zipper domain-containing protein 1-like. Gene Ontology annotation, biological process: piRNA processing. The record is from RefSeq and is a predicted model, not a curated record. Gene Ontology annotation, cellular component: pi-body. The transcript has 3 exons. Gene Ontology annotation, molecular function: protein binding. Lineage: Eukaryota; Metazoa; Arthropoda; Insecta; Coleoptera; Cerambycidae. The annotation marks the transcript as partial.
UUGUCCGCUCUCUACACAUAACCUUACUAAACAUAUUUUGUGAAUUUAAGAUUUUCUUUACAAUUUUUUUCCUCGAAGUUAAGCUAAUUUUAUUUGCGUAAUGGCUUAUUGUGCAGAUUUAUCAGGUAGUGAUGAUAGUGCACUGUCUGAUGAUUGCGAUUAUCACAACUUUAAGGAACAAGUUAAAAAGAUUAACAAACAAAGACUAAAACCUCAAACUAAUUGUCAAGAACAGAAAAACCAAGAUUUAAAGUUACUGUUUAGUGCUUUAUUAAGUGGAAAUGUACAGAGUGUUGUUGAAUACAUCGACAGUGGUUUAGAUGUUAAUGUUAAUGUAGAAGAUGGAUGGAGACCGCUACUCUUAGCUGCCUCUUUAGGAAAUCCAGAUCUUAUCAAAGAACUUAUAAACAAAGGAGCAAAUGUAAAUUUAGAUAGGGAUGGAUGUACGGCUCUAAUGAUGGCAUGCAAUUGUCCUAACACCACGUCACCGUUUGAAAAAUCUCUAGAAGUAAUAAAGCAACUUGUCGAGAAUGGUGCCAACGUUAAAGAGAUAAACAGGAAGAGAAUGACGGCUUUAAUGUUUGCCGCAAAUAACGGAAAUUUAAAAGCAGUACAAUAUCUAUUACCUUUAUCCAUUAAAAAUGCAGAGGACAAUCAGAGAUGGACG